AUGAGGAAGUUGGCUGGAUUUAUAGUUUUUUUCGUUGUUUUUAGCUCGUUCAUAACUGAACAUGUUAAAGCAGCCGACAGUUCGGAGCAAUCGCCAAGAGAUGUUCGUUCGAAACGGGUGGAACCGAUGAAGACUGAAGAUAUCGCAAUAAUGAAACCAAAGAAUUCUGAAGUCGUCAUCGGUGAUACAGAAGAAGUCAAAAAACAUGCUAGAACACCCUGGAAGAAAUCGCUACCGGAAAUAGAAAAAGAUAUCGCAAGCCGAAACGAUCGUCAAGAAAAAGUUUUAACAGAUUCUUCGAGAGUAAAAAGACAACUGAAAAACAAACCGGUGAGAAAAUUGUCCAAUGGUCCCACCUUGACAGCUGAUGAUGUCAAAGAAAUGCAAACCACUCUUGAAAACUUUCUUAUCAACGAAUACAAGAAGUGCCAAACAAAGUCGUCGAAAGAAGUCGAUAAGUGCAUCACGGAAGCUCAAGCAUCAGCAGAAAAAAAAUUCGAAAACAUAAUGAUGGUCAAUAAUAAGUGUGCUGGUGCUGAGCUACAAAAAUGCAAAGAUCAAAUAUUGAAUAAAGUUCUCGGUUACGUCCCAUUCGCUUUCCCAGUCUCUGCGCCUCUUGCAGAUGUGACGGCUAAUAAUUACGGGGGCCACAAAAUUGGUUUCAUUCUUGCGAAGCACUUCGAUAAUUGUUACGACAAAAACGACAAAAUCGAUCAGUUCUUGAAAUGUUUCAAAAGUGGAAACGAAAAAUCCCCGUUGAAUGUUGCCAGAGAUAAAAUCGCAAUGUUAGUAGGAAAUUUUUGUAAAAAUGACGCGAAAGAUAAAGUUGAAUGCAGAGAAAAAGUAGUCGGUUAUAUUAAACAACUACUGGAUGCUGCUGCUGCGAACAUUGUGAUCAUCUUCUGCGCCAACAAAGAUAAAAGUCCAACAUGUGAUAAUGCGAAAGCAAAUUUCGAUAUUUUCUCUCAAUAUAAAGCAGUUCCACUCAACACUUUCAAAACGGAUAAAAAAUACGGCGAAGUUGAUGUUGGAACUGAAAUCGGGACGGCAGCCGAUAAAUGCAAGAAACAGCAAAGUAUCGAUAAAUUUAUUGACUGCUUGAAAGGAGAGCUGGAUUCGGCUGUUAUUAGGAAAAAUAUAGCUACUAAACUUGCUGCCCAUUGCAAAUCAGAAUCUUCCGAGGAAGAAAAUUGCAGAAUAGAUGGAGAAGUAGCGGUUGAAACGAAGCUGAAGGAGGCGAUUUCUGCCGUUCUGGACAACUAUUGCGGUGAAAAUAUUAAAAAGGAGAGAGAAUAUCAGUCUUGUUUGACGAAGACGGGGAAUAGGAUUUCUGCGGAUAUUACACUUCCUGCUCCGACGAUCUCUUUCAAAAAGCCGAUCCCUUUGAAGUCCAUUGUAACGAAAGAUUUGUAUGGUAAAAUUACAAUUGGAUCGAUUGUUGAAGCGAAUUUAAAAGGCUGUUUGGAGAAAAGCAAAGGCAAAAAGACCGAUGAUUUUACAAGUUGCUUGGGUAGUUCGCAAAGCGAUCCUUGGAAAACUGCAAUGAAUGACAUUUCAAAUCAACUGACAAAUCAUUGUGCUAAGAUUCAGUUAAAGGAAAGAAUUUGUCGGAAGGAAGGCGAAAAACAUUUUCAGGGUCUUAUUAGAUCGGCAAUCAUCUCACUUAUCUUAACAUUCUGCGAAGGUGAAUCUUCAAAGUACAAGUGGCAAAUGGACUAUGAUGACUGUCAGAAAACUUCUAAAGCGAGUGAACUCUCGAGAGAAUUUGUUCUUCCUUUCAAACUUCUUGAUGAGAUUCCUCUUUCCCAGUUUAUGAAAGGCGAGAUCAAAAUAGGAGAGAUUUUGAAAAAAGAGGCGGAUUCGUGCAAAACCGCCAAUUCCAAAUCUCGUGACGAAUACUUGAACUGCUUAAAAGUAAAACCUCUGCCAACAGUGAAAGUGGAUGUCGCACAACAACUAGCUGAUAGUUGUGGAAAAGUUGAUAGACCAAAAGUCAAUGAUUGUCGGAUAAAUGGUCAAACUGAAGUGGAAAAACAACUGAAAGAUUCUUUGAUUGCCAUUCUUAUCAACUUCUGUCGGGAAUUCAAUGCGAACCCAGAAGACACCUACAACGAGUGUUUGAACUUUGAUGGAGACAAGCUGGGAGUUGAAGCGAAACUAGGCAAUCUUCCUGCUACCGUCCACGCUCCAAUUGAUGUUCUUCGGAUAAUUACGGACAAAGAUGACGGGGAAAUCAAAAUAGGUGAAAUCCUUCAAACCGGCACCAAUGUUUGUAACGAUAAAAAAACAUCCAAUGAGUACUACAAAUGUUUGAAAGGAGAUGACGGUGCUCAAACAUCACCUUUGAAAACAGCUAUCGAAAAAGUCAAGAUGAAAUUCGCGGAUGUAUGUGGGCAGAAAGAUAGCAUAACAGACUGUCGAAAUGGUGAACCACUAUCGAAUAUCAAGAAUAAACUGAAAGAAGCAACCGAGGCUUUAAUUCUUAACUAUUGCGGUUUGAAAGCAAAAAAAAAUCAAAUAGAAUAUACAAAAUGCGUUGACGACGGUUUCAAGGAGACGAUGCGUUACUUGAAUGAUAAAACCCUUCCGAUCAGUCUUCGUAAUGAAAUAUCUUUGUCGUCACUCGUAACCACCAAGUAUGGUAACAUCCCUGUUGAUUCCACUUCUGAUAAGUUUGCCGAUUACGCUCUCGAGCAAAAUCUAGUUGAAAGCGAUUGGAAUCAAGGAGUGGAGGAAAUGAAGAAGGAGUUUAAGCAGACAAUUCAAGCAUUUCUAUCAAAUUUCUGCCGUAAAAAUGUGAAUAAAAAUCAAUAUGAAUAUUUGAGUUGUUUGACUGAAGGAUUAAAAUUAUCGGAGAGUUUGUCGCAAGGAUACACUCUAAUUGAUAUAUUUCUUCAAUGUAGUUCGAAAAAGACGGAAACUGAAUACAAUAAAUGCGUUGACACUGUCAACGGUCAACGUCUCAAGGCAUGGACUAACACUUGUUCCUCUGAUCUAACAUUGGAAAAAGAAUGUAUAGAUUCUGCUACAAAAAUGGCUUCUGAAUCAGCUCAAGUUGCCAAAGUUGCUGCAAAACUCGUUGCUUGUGUGACACCGUCCUGCAUCAAAACUGAAAGGCGAAAAGUGAUCGAUGAAUUCGUCAAAGCUGAUGAGAAAUAUUGUAAAACGCCAUGUAAAGAUUCUAAACAUAAAAUCGAGGCUGCAGUGAAAAAAGGUGUACCGGAUUGUUCUGCUGAUAAGACCAGUUCAAAAUGCCGAGCCGAUCUCCUUUCUCCGGACGAUAUGUCAUGUGAUAGUUUCGUUAAGAAACUUUCUGACGAAUCUUGUGAUGAGGUGUGUGAAGCGGCAAAAAACGUUGAAGAUAGCGGAAAUGCAGGAUAUCUAACUUACGCUAUCGUAUUCUUGAUCAUUGCUGUCAUUGUUUUUGCGAUCUAUGUUGUUUAUAUUACAAUCAUCUACUCCCGGCACAGUAGGAGAAAACCUGUGAAAAAACAAUCAAAAGAGAAGUUUGAGGACCCCACAGAACUAAGAAGACUACUGGCUGAUCAUGUGGCCAAAAUGGACAGGGAAAGGGAAGAAGAGAAGAUCGACAAAGAAGGAAUGAAAACAGCAGUUGAAGAUGACAAUCCAGCUCAAGAUGACACUCCAGCUCUCGGGAACAAUCCAGCACUCGAAAGAAUGCGUGACAAGCUUAAAAAAACUCAAGACAAUCUUAGAUUAUUGAGAACACACGCGAAUAAAUGUGCAGAAGAACACAAGAAAGAUCUCGCGAAUAAGUUCACACCCAUGGGAAACAUUUACAUUCCGAAGGAACCAGAGGUUCCUCCUCCAGCUGAUAUUCCGAACAACGUUUCACUGAAAAAUGUAGCUUGGAAAGAUGGAUUAAACGAGUUAUGGGAAGUUGGUUCCGAUGUAGACGACAUUGAGCUGGAUCAACCCUAUGUCUUGAACCCAGAUUCAGUCACUGAAUCCGAAGCUAGCCAAAAGAGUGGUAAAGCUAAGAGUAGUUCAAAGAGUAAAAGCGAGAAAGUUCCAUCGACUUCUGGUACUGGACCAUCGACUUCUGGUACUGGACCCUCUACUUCUGGUCCUGGACUAUCGACUUCUGGUACUGGACCCUCUACUUCUGGUACUGGACCCUCUACUUCUGGUACUGGACCAUCUACUCCGGGUACUGGACCAUCUACUCCGGGUACUGGAUUAUCUACUUCUGGUACUGGACUAUCUACUCCUGGCACUCCUUCUGUUUCCGCACCUGCUCCAACUGCUCCCACCUCUGAAAAGCCGAACGCCUCUGAAACAAAGAAGGAGCAGAGCAAGAGCAAGUCAAAAUCUCGAGAAUCUUCUGCUGAACCGAGAGAAUCAUCUGCAUCAUCAUCUGUUCCACCGGAAAGUCAACAGUCUACUUCGGGACUUCGUUCUGUUUCGGCACCUGCUCCAACUGCUCCCGCCGCUGAAAAACCGAACGCCUCUGAAACAAAGAAGGAGCAGAACAAGAGCAAGGAAUAA
Messenger RNA from Caenorhabditis remanei, 4509 nucleotides. RefSeq lists its product as uncharacterized. Bases 1 to 4509 code for a protein of 1502 amino acids. The record is from RefSeq and is a predicted model, not a curated record. NCBI's taxonomy places the organism in Eukaryota, Metazoa, Nematoda, Chromadorea, Rhabditida, Rhabditidae. The transcript is spliced from 33 exons.